Molecule: messenger RNA, 2316 nt
Organism: Mobula hypostoma (lesser devil ray)
Lineage: Eukaryota; Metazoa; Chordata; Chondrichthyes; Myliobatiformes; Myliobatidae
Gene: ccndbp1
Product: cyclin D-type binding-protein 1
Exons: 11
Coding region: 44-1102 (352 amino acids)
Biological process (GO): regulation of cell cycle
Cellular component (GO): nucleus
Source: RefSeq, a predicted model, not a curated record
CCUCCUCAGGAAACGGUGCUCAGCGGCCGUUUGUAAAUUGGAGAUGGAGGAAGGAAUAGAGCCCGAGCCCGAGACCGAGGCCUUGCGGUGUGGUGGUGACCUGCGGCUGCCGUUGCGGAAUCUGGUGCAGGGCCUGCGGGAAGUAGUGUCGCAGCUUCGAGAAGGAGAAUCGUGGAAAUUGGAGAAUUUUGACAUGGAAUUUUUCUGGAAAACUCUAGGUGAGUGUGUCAAAGCAGUAUCUCAAGAAGCAACAAAACUCAGUCUGGCCUUUUCAAAGCCUCCUUUGCCAUCUGAGCAAGACUGUCAGAAGCUCACUAGUGAAAUUCAGAAGAGCAUCCUUAAUUUAUCCAGUGUGUAUUACUGGUUGCCAAAGAGUCAAGGCUUGACUUUACGACGAUUAGUUCGAGAUGCCACAAUGGACAUAGUGGAGGGAGUUAUUCAACUAUUGAACGUGAUACUGAACACACCACUUCAAAGUUUGUCACAGGACCAACUGAUAUCCACAGGUGGAGUCUGGGAAGCUUGUGACCGAUUUGUCAAGAUACCAAAAGAUAACCAUGCAGCUGUUCUAUCACUGAUGUCUUCUUACUUGGUAAUUGUAGAAGAUGCUUUGGAGGAAAUGAAACAGGCUCAACACACAGAAAAUGCAGAUCCAUUCAGUGAUAUAUUUGAAGAUGAUGAAUCACACUUGCGAGAAAACCGGGAUACUUACUGGUCAGAAGAGGACAAACAGGUCAUGGCCCCCUGCUUUGGGCUACUGAAAGCAGCCAAAGCAUGUUUGAGGAAAGUCUCUGGAGCCAUUAAAAAUCAUGGAAAAGUAGACACAUUGCAAAACAUAACUCAGUUGGAUGAUCUGGGUGAUGUCGCAAGUGAAAUUAGCCCCAGUGUUGAUGAAUUGGUGUUGAGUCUUUAUCCGCCAAUGAACUAUAUCACUGUGCAAAUGAACGCUGCAAAGGUUGCUUCUGUCUUAAACAAAGCUCUGGAAAUAACCAAAUCCAGUCACGUGUGUCCUGAAUCGGAAAACAACUGGUUGCAUUUUCUCAGUGGAGCAGUUGAUCACAAUAUGGACAAAGUGAAGAAUUUAACACAAAACUGUUCUUAGCAUGUGAAAAGAGAUUACUGUUACAAUGACGAAUAGAUUGGAAAAGUGUGUGUUCUGUUCAAGAACCCAACCAGUAAAUAAAAAUUGUGCUCAAUGUUUCAGUUGUGUUUGUACAAGAGCCAGUGAUUUCCUUGAUAAUUUAUGUGCCUUAAUUUCUAAAAUUAUCUAUGAAUACUCAUUUCUUAAAAAUAGUUGAUCUAAUAUUAUUACAUGUUAGCAUGGAUAGAAGCUUUCGUAAGUAUCAAGGGUGCCUUUUGACCUUCGAAAAAUGCAGUAAAAUUUUAACAUCAAAUUUGAGUUCCUUUUAGGCAUACUGCUGUGGUAUAGAUAUUUUUCCCAUCAGAAAGAUUAUACAAAGGUCUUCCAUGCGCACUUAAGAGUUUCCAUGCAGUGUUUAAGCUUGAAUUAGCCUAGUGUGCUUUGAAUACUUGGGGAAAUUGUGGACUGGCCUCCGGGAUUAUCUUUCAGGCAGAAGGAUAAUAUUUGAGAUUUCUGGAAAAUGUGCUGUGAAAUUAAGUCUUCCAUGUUGAAAAUGUACUGUAAACAUGAGAAAUUUUGAAGAUGCUGGAAAUCCAAAGCAACACGCACAAAAUGCUGGAGAAACUCAGCAGGUCAACAGCAUUCAUGGGAAUGAACAAACAGUCGUGUUUCGGGCUGAGUGUUCUGAAGAAGUGUCAAUCUGAAACAUCGAUUCUUCAUUUCCAUUGAUGCUGCCUGACCUGCUGUGUUCCUCCAGCAUUUGGUGUGUGUUGCUUUGAAAAUGUACUUUUUAAGAGCUUUAUUAAAGUUUAUUCUGCGCUGUAUUUGCAAGUAUAUUACUGUUGCUGUUCGAUUGGACUAUAUCAUUGUUAUUUCCCUUAUAGUUUUACUUUCUUAUGCUUGUUUGUAUUUUAUACAAUUACCUAUGUGCAUGUAAUUGUUCAGUGUGUUAUUUAGUGGUUGCAUUUGUUUGUCUUUCUAGUUUUUUAGUGGCAGGUAUCACAUUAAUUGAAUAGGGGCUAUCUCAUUGGUUAACUUUUGUCUGUGGAAAUUCAAUAGAAUUAGCAAACUGGCAUAAGAGGACCAGCCCACACACAUUGAAUCAGUCUCCUGAUCUUUUGUCUGUCUUCUCCACCCCACCCCGCCACCCCUCCCCAACUAGGCUCUUUGUCUUUCUUUCUCUCUUUCCUUUCUCCUAGUUUCAUUCUUGUAAUGCUUAAUAAACAAUCAUAACC